AGAUGUUAUCUUAUGAGCACUGCAAUAGCAGCCACAGACACAAACACCCCACCAUCGAUCCAUCCCAUUUUCUCCUUUUCGUAAAAAAUGGAAGAAUUAAAGCUCUCCUCUGCAAAUUCAUGCUCAUUAACUCCGUUAGGUUUCUUGGAAAGAGCUGCAACUGUUUACGCUGAUUCUCCUUCCAUCAUUUACCAUGAAACUACUUACACUUGGUCCCAAACCCACUCCCGUUGUCUCCAGCUGGCCUCUUCUCUAUCGUCUCUCGGUGUCGGCAAGGGCCACGUCGUCUCCGUCGUCGCCCCCAACAUCCCCGCCAUGUACGAGCUCCAGUUCGCCGUUCCUUUCACCGGUGCCAUCCUCAACAACAUCAACACUCGCCUUGACGUGCGGACUGUCUCCGUACUCUUACAGCACAGCCAAUCCAAGCUCAUCUUCGUCGAUCAUCAAUCACGCUCUCUCGUUCUAAACGCUGUCGCUUUGUUCCAGUCGAACGUCAAGCCGCCUUCUCUCGUCCUCAUCACUGACGAGUAUGAUGAUGCUUCAUCUCAAACCGUUGAUUCUCAUUUCCUUUGCUCCUACCAGAGCCUGGUGGCCAACGGAGAUCCCGGCUUUAAGUGGGUCCGGCCGGAGAGGGAGUGGGACCCGCUGGUGUUAAACUACACUUCAGGUACAACUUCAUCUCCUAAAGGCGUCGUUCAUUGUCACCGUGGAAUCUUCAUCGUCACCGUUGAUUCUUUAACUGACUGGUCCGUACCGAAACAGCCAGUGUUCUUAUGGACACUGCCCAUGUUUCACUCCAACGGGUGGUGUUUCCCUUGGGGGAUGGCCGCCGUCGGCGGCACCAAUAUUUGUCUACGAAAAUUUAAUGCUUCAGUUAUUUAUGACUCCAUUAGAAGACACGGUGUCACUCACAUGUGCGGUGCUCCCGUUGUGCUCAACAUGCUUUCAAACUCUCCAGCCAAUCAACCGCUCAAAAAUCCCGUUAACAUUCUCACCGGCGGAGCGCCUCCUCCAGCGGCCGUUCUCUUGAGGACGGAAUCACUAGGUUUCAUUGUAAGUCAUGGUUACGGUUUAACGGAGACAGGUGGAAUCGUUGUAUCAUGUGCAUGGAAAUCUCAAUGGAACAUUUUGCCAGCUACAGAGCGAGCAAGGUUAAAAGCGAGACAAGGGGUGAGGACAAUUGGGUUGACUGAAGUUGACGUGGUUGACCCCCAGUCAGGAGUGAGUGUGACUCGUGACGGGUCAACACUGGGCGAGAUCGUCUUGAGAGGCGGCUGCAUAAUGCUGGGUUAUUUAAAAGACCCAAUUGGGACCCGUAAAUGUUUGAAAGAAAGCGGCUGGUUUUACACCGGAGAUGUCGGGGUGAUGCACGCCGACGGCUAUUUAGAGAUAAGAGAUCGUUCAAAGGACGUGAUAAUCAGUGGCGGAGAGAACUUGAGCAGCGUAGAGGUAGAGUCGGUGCUGUACACGCACCCAGCCGUUAAUGAAGCGGCGGUGGUGGCUCGGCCAGAUGAGUUCUGGGGCGAGACGCCGUGUGCGUUCGUGAGUUUGAAGAGCGAUUUGAGCAUGAAACCAACGGAAAAAGAAAUAAUAGAGUAUUGCAGGAACAGGUUGCCGCACUUCACGGUGCCGAAAACGGUGGUGUUUAAAGAAGAACUGCCGAAGACUUCAACGGGGAAGAUUCAGAAGUUUUUGCUGAGGGAAAUUGCAAAGGGAAUGGGCUCUGGUGGAGUGAGUCGAAUGUAGGGUUGAGUGGAAGAAGGAUUUCAUGUAUUCUUAGUAAUUGAUGCAAUGGAACGGGUUUUGUAUCUUUGUUUUUCGGUCAAAAGACUAUUUUCUAUCCAA
Molecule: messenger RNA, 1845 nt
Organism: Mangifera indica (mango)
Lineage: Eukaryota; Viridiplantae; Streptophyta; Magnoliopsida; Sapindales; Anacardiaceae
Product: 2-methylpropanoate--CoA ligase CCL4-like
Exons: 1
Coding region: 88-1746 (552 amino acids)
Source: RefSeq, a predicted model, not a curated record